This is a messenger RNA of Rattus norvegicus (Norway rat), 2295 nucleotides long. NCBI's taxonomy places the organism in Eukaryota, Metazoa, Chordata, Mammalia, Rodentia, Muridae. The record is from RefSeq and is a predicted model, not a curated record.
GGGCAGUGUUGGGACAAUCCUGAUAGACACAGGACUGCUACCAUCGCAGUGUGUGUGUGUGCGCAUUGUGCACACGCAUAGGAUGUGGAGACUUCUCCAGUCUUCCAAACUAGCUUGUACCUUCCUUGGUUGGCUAGGAGGGGCCAGAUGUUGCCAGAAACCCAGUACUGCAGAUUUAUUUACUUACUUACUUAUUUACUUAACUUUUUGGUAGAGAGUAAUGUUAGAAAGAAAAAAAAAAAGAGUAGAGAGUGUACAUGGACUGUCACAAGACUGUCACAAUCCCAGCACUUGGAAGGCUAUGGGAGGAGGAUCAUUAGUUCAAGACCAGGCUUGGGCUACACAGUCUUGUUCCAGGACAGUCUUGGCAUGAGAGAGGAUGGAGAGGUGGGGAGAGGGUUGAGAGAAGCCUACUUGGUUGAAGGGUUAUUCGGCAUAGGAGGAGAUGGGUUGCAAUAAAAUGCUUGCUUUCACAUGUGUGCUGCUUCCUCACAGCCACUCUUGGCAACCCUGUGUUUUAGAGGAACUUGUCAGUUUCAGCUACAUCUGUUGGUUGCAUAACUGUUACUAAUCAUCCUAUUUUUUGUGAGGUUGGUAGCAAAUACCCCAACUUUUUUUUUUCUCUAAGAUUUAUUUAUGUCUAUGAGCACACUGUAGCUAUCUUCAGACACACCAGAUCCCAUCAUAGAUGGUUGUGAGCCACCAUGUGGUUGCUGGGAAUUGAACUCAGGCCUCUGGAGGAGCAGUCAGUGCUCUAACCGCUGAGCCAUCUCUCCAGCCCCCACCUUUUCUUAUUUUUCUCAUAUAGUGUCUGUUCCGCUCCUUCACUUCAACCUGUCUGACAUCAGCGGUAAGGUAUAUUUGCUUAGGAACAGCAGAGUCACCAGAACUUCAGAGUAUGCACUUGAGGUCCUAGGUUGAGUCCCUGGCGUACUUCCUCAAAAAGGCAGCCAUUUUCCUAAAUUACAGAACCUGCAGGAGAAUCAAUGGACCUGUCCUAGCAGGAACACCAAGUGAAAGCCACUCAGCCUGAAUUGGGAGGAUAUCAUACAACAGCUAGGUGGAGACAGGAAUGACAAUAAAGUAGCUAGAGACAGGGACGAGGAAGACCUGCUACUGGCUCUGGUUGUCGAGGCUGCAAUAAAGAAGAUCAAGGCGUAAGAACUGACUGUGCCUCUGAGUGAAUGAGCAGCCAGUUGGAGCAUGUGACCAGAGACAUGAAUUACGAAGCUGGGCCUGAGAGGGCCCCCGCAUCUCUUCAGACUCGCUGGCAAGUGCUUCAGCCUAGUGGAGUCCACGUACAAGUAUGAAUUCUGCCCUUUCCACAACGUGACCCAGCAUGAGCAGACCUUCCGUUGGAACGCCUACAGCGGGAUCCUUGGCAUCUGGCAUGAGUGGGAGAUCGUCAACAACACCUUCAAGGGCAUGUGGAUGACUGAUGGGGACUCCUGUCACUCCCGGAGCCGGCAGAGCAAGGUGGAGCUCACCUGUGGAAAGACCAACCGACUGGCCCACGUGUCUGAACCAAGCACCUGCGUCUAUGCAUUGACAUUUGAGACCCCUCUUGUCUGCCAUCCCCACUCUCUGUUAGUGUAUCCAACCCUGUCAGAGGCCCUGCAGCAGCGCUGGGACCAGGUGGAACAGGACCUGGCGGACGAGCUGAUCACACCGCAGGGCUAUGAGAAGUUGCUGAGGGCACUUUUUGAGGAUGCUGGCUACUUAAAGGUCCCAGGAGAAACCCACCCCACCCAGCUGGCAGGAGAUUCCAAGGGCCUGGGGCUUGAGACUCUGGACAUUUGCAGAAAGGCACACGCAGAGCUGUCACGGGAGGUACAAAGACUGACAAGUCUGCUCGAACAGCAUGGAAUCCCACACACUCAGCCCACAGGUCAGUCUGCCUGCCCUGGUAAGCUGCCAGCCACACUUGGGCCUGCAGCUCUGGGGCAGAUCUGUAUCAAUCUCUGUUGUUCUGGCAGAAACCACCCACUCUCAGCUCCUGGGUCAGCAGCUCCCGGUAGGUGAAAUCUCAGAGCAGUUGCGGGGCGACCCAGGACUACGAGGGAACAUCCUGUGAGCCAGGCGGCCAUGAAGAACAGAAAUGUUCUGAGCCUUGAGUGUCUUUUCAGAGAGAGGCCAAGUGUGGUCUCAGCAGAGUGCACCAAACUGGUGUGGUGUGGACAUGGCUUCUUUUGGCAUCUUCUAGGCCAGACAAUAUCACUGACAAGAGGGACCUGCUGGCCAGCCUUUGUUGUGCCCAAAGAUCCAGACAAAAUAAAGAUUCGAAGUUUUAAUUAA